This is a messenger RNA of Stylophora pistillata, 3438 nucleotides long. RefSeq lists its product as uncharacterized. NCBI's taxonomy places the organism in Eukaryota, Metazoa, Cnidaria, Anthozoa, Scleractinia, Pocilloporidae. The record is from RefSeq and is a predicted model, not a curated record.
UCAUAGACACAAAAAGCAUGCCUCAGAAUGUUGAUUUACUUUUUUUUCUUUUCACUGUGUGUUAUUUCAUCGUCAAAGGUCGGACUCAAGUCGUUAGUUCUACGUUGACUCGAAAUAACGGGGGAGACCAAUUCGAGAAAGUUUGCGGAAAUAAUUGUCAAACGUAUGGAGCGACUGACGUGUCACCAGGGAUUUGCAAAUGUACAUCAUCAAAUUCAAUUUUUCUACGAAAUGAAGGACGAUGCAAGUCUGACAAUGAUUUCGUGAAUAUAGAGGAAAAAUGUCUUUUCUGGCAAGAUGUGGUGGUAGAAGUUGUUGAUCCUGAAAAAGGAGCUACAUACCAUUUUAUUAAACCCAACUCAAAAUAUGGGUCAUGUAGUGUGAAACAACUGAUAUCUUAUCGUAACAGUAGUACAGGAAACUGGCAUUUUUUCAAUCUGACAGGAAAUGAAUUCCUCAUUACGAAUGCCCCGCUUUCACCAUCCAUUCAAGUGAAGGUUUCUCAACAAUCACCCAACUUGGCUAUGUUCAAAGGCUAUGUUAUGAAGCUGCAAUUGAAUUGCACUAUACAUACCACUGGAAAUAAGACAAUAACAGAAGACUCCUGUUUACUUUUUAAAGUGGAAGGAAAAGUCCAAAUUCAAUUCAAUUGCCCAACCACUUUACCACCAUCAACAAACACCACAGGGACACCAUCAACAACCACCACAGGAACACCAUCAACAACCACCACAGGAACACCAUCAACAACCACCACAGGAGUCGAACCACCUGAUCCACAUUCGUCUGAUCAUGAUCCGGCAAUUUUUGCAGCUAUUGUGGUUAUUGGAACAAUUCUGUGCUUGCUUCUUAUCGGAGUCUUUGGGUAUUUCCUGCACCAAUACACAAUUUUGUGUCCAUGCAAAAGAAGAGUACAACUUCAAAACAGAGGGGGUACCAUGGAAUCUGACGUGAUUAGAAAUCCAGGGCAGCAGAUUUACAGAAUUCAAGAGGAGCCUGUGUAUGCUGAAGUCGCAGAUGUUUAUCCUUUUGAUAAUGCGGCUGAAGGUGAAGGAAAAGUGACGGUUAAUCUUGAUGAAAAUCCAUCAGUUGUUCUGAAUCCUUACGUACAGGAAGCCGUGUUUUCAAGUGGAACGCCGAAACCUGAUUCGCCAUUGUCACGAUCAAAACUUGAAGAAAAUAGAAGAACAAGUGUUGAAUCAAGAAAUGUUCGCGAAAGGGACAGAAGUCCAUUAGACGAGAAAACGGACGGAUCAAUUGUGUUUAGGAACUCGCAAUUUGAAGAGACAUCCUUUAGUUCUCUGCCAAAGCCAGAGCAAGACUUGAAACUACUUGCAGAAUCACGCGGACAGGGUGAUAAAGGGAUUUUUAAUCCUCACGAAAAUCACUGUCAUCACGGUCGUAACGAACAUCGCGAUCGUCAUGAACAUCGUGAUCGUCACGGUCAUCACGACUGUAACGAGCGUCUUGAUCAUGACGACAGCCGCGGUUUUCACAUUCCUAACAGCCAAGAAACUGGUCACAAUGUUUCGUAUGAAGGACUCACUGACAGAACCAGAACUCUGAGUAAGUUUAUUUGUCCGAGCUGUAACGAUAGUUCGGAUUAUCAGAGACUUAGCAGUCAUGGGGACUGUCAGCACAGAGAAAAGGAAAACUACAGGAGAGAAAAGACACGGUCGCUUUAUGAAAGUUUGACGCUUGAAAGAGGUGCGAGGGAAUCUUUUUAUGCAACACCGUCGGUCAUGCAGGAUAGCAAAGAACUACCGGAGUAUAAUGUACUGGAAUCGGAAGAAUCAGACCAGAACCUUACACCCGAUGAGCCGGUGAACCACGAAUACAAUAUCCUUGAACCGGAAACUCCCUCUGAUGACGUUCAGAGUGAUGUGAACGAAACAUUUCCCAAUUCGGGCUCAACAGAUGAAGAUAAAGAUUUGCCGAUUCAUCCCUCAGAGAUAAAAAGCCUCGAAAAUAACCCUGUCUAUGGCUUUCCUUGGAAAAUGAAAAACGGUGCGAGGAGGCGAGCAAGUAGUAUGUAGCUAGAAACUGUCACAAACCUUUUCUCAUCACGUAGCCCAAACAGCUUAGUUCUAUAGUGUUCUUAGCUCAGUUAAAGGACAAAGAUGUUUGAGAGAGACUAGGAACCAGGCCUUAGUUGCUCAAGAAAUAAUGAAGAAAAUCUUUUAAUUACUUACUGCGCGAGUCUUAAAUUGCAUGGAAGGAAUAGUAAAAGUGCCCAUUUUUAAUAAAGGCAAUGUGUACAAUUUCAGGUAUUUUGAAUUAAUAAGUUAAGUUAAUACAGUAUAACAUCUACUUUUUUUUCGUCUAAGCGACUGCUGAAGUAUGGUAUGAGUGUCAUGCAGAUAUUACUAAAUAAGUACUUGCCUUCCUGUUAUUUUUUCUUAUGAAGUUAUCUUGCAAUUUAGAGUCUACGUAUGUUAGAAUCGCCAAGGAUAUUUCUACUUUAAAAUGUCUUUUAGAGAAGGUUUUUUUUAGAUAGAUUUAGCAAUGGUAAUUUCAAUUUAUUUCUUUUUUGUUUUUUAAAUGUUUUUCAUUUCACGCACAUGUUUUAACGAGUUUUUAUCACCCCCAGAUGAAGCGUGGGUAAAUAAAGUGUUGUAUUGUAUUGUACAACCUUUAAUUGUUUUUUAACCCAACGUUUUAUAUAUAGUUUAAGUUAAUUCAGAUGGCAUCGACAUAUUGUAAACAGUUUUGUUAAGUAAAAGUUUAAAAUUGAUAACAAGGAAUUUGUGUAAAUUGUUCAAAGCUUUUUGCGAAAGGGUAAAAAAAAUGAUUUUAAGCAUUACAGAUGUUCUCUGUAAAGAAAGAUUGUUAAUGUAUUAAGAGACAAAUGUCUCUCUAAAAUUUUUCCCUGUUUACAGAGAGAAAAAAAGUAAAAGUAUUGUAGAAAUGACUUCAACUAGUAGUUAAGUUUUGUAGCCAUUGAUGUAACUCACGUAGAAUAUCUAAACAGAUUUUAUUGUGCGAGUAAUUUUCAAUUUUGAUUGGUUUGUCUUAAUUUUGCUUUAUGAUAAUUGGGUCAGGGAUGUCCGCUACAUCCUCUCAACCCAUCACAUCCAAAAAUUGAAACCAAUUGCGAUGAGUUUGUUCGCCUUUUCCCGCGCUUUGUGCCGGUGGUUUGAACUGAUUUUGAGUCCUCACUGGCUCAGGGAAGCCCAAACCAUCCUCUCAACCAAUUUUCCCGCGCUUUAAACCGGUGACGUGUACUGACUUUGAGUUCUAAUUGGCUUCUUGUAGUAUGUUCCUUUGUUCUGAUUGGCUAUUGUGGUGACAAAUUUGGUCUAACGAAAGUCAUUUCGAAGAGGCUCGAAAGUUUACGUUUAACUAAACUGUAACUUUAAUGUUAAUAGUACUUUUAUGGAAAUCGUACAACUCUGUAAGCUAGAGAGAAAAUAAAUAACCCCGAUGUUCUUUGCAAAA